Linum tenue is the source of this 836-nucleotide messenger RNA. Lineage: Eukaryota; Viridiplantae; Streptophyta; Magnoliopsida; Malpighiales; Linaceae. The record is from the annotation of a GenBank genome assembly.
UGGGAAUCAAUUUUGUCGACAUCUUUGAUCCUUUCCCCGUCCCAGUCAUCAAAACUCCAAUUCUCCCAAUUCGCCGAAGAAAAUGCCGUCUUUACUCGGAAAGUAAGUAAAGCUCAAUCAAUCAAAUCUUGCACGCCAACUACUUGAUUCCGUCCUCUGCUCCACUUCUCAACUGAAUCAUCUCUCUUCCAGUACCAGCAAUCCCUUUCGAAACCUGGUCGCCGGAGCUGGGAAUUGGCCGAUCAAUGGCGGAAUUCGUGGUGGGUCCUCGCCUCUACAGCUGCUGGAACUGCAGAAAUCAUGUCUCACUGCACGAUGAUAUAAUCUCGAAGGCUUUCCAGGGGAAAAAUGGCCGAGCUUUUCUCUUCUCUCACGCGAUGAACGUUGUUCUGGGUACCAAAGAGGAUCGGAACCUGUUGACCGGCCUCCACACCGUCGCCGACAUCUACUGCGGCGAUUGCCGUGAGAUUCUGGGCUGGAAGUACGAGAGAGCCUACGAGGCUUCCCAGAAGUACAAAGAAGGCAAGUUCAUCCUUGAGAAAUGCAAGAUUGUCAAGGAGAACUGGUAGCAAAAACUAAAACUAGACAGAGCACUCUGUUUCAAAGGAUUCUGCUUUUGAGUAUUAGGAACUUUCAGAUUGGUGAUUUGUUUAUAAAUAUGUUCGUUCAUCAUUCUUCCCAUGUCUAAAAAUAGCUAUUCGUUUUGGAUUUCUCAUGUGUAAAACUGUAAAUACAACUCUGAUUCACCACCCCAAAAGUCUUGUUCUGUACCUAAGACUGUUGUGUGUGAUGUUCUAGUAAUUUGACAGAAGAAAUGAAGUGCCUUUCAAUCUUCA